Messenger RNA from Oncorhynchus nerka (sockeye salmon), 4505 nucleotides. It is a transcript of the gene wasf3a, whose product is annotated as WASP family member 3a. Gene Ontology annotation, molecular function: protein kinase A regulatory subunit binding; Arp2/3 complex binding; actin binding. Gene Ontology annotation, biological process: positive regulation of Arp2/3 complex-mediated actin nucleation; actin cytoskeleton organization. Gene Ontology annotation, cellular component: cytoskeleton; lamellipodium; SCAR complex. The record is from RefSeq and is a predicted model, not a curated record. NCBI's taxonomy places the organism in Eukaryota, Metazoa, Chordata, Actinopteri, Salmoniformes, Salmonidae.
CACAGAAAGAAUCCGGCUCUGGUGAGAUGAGGGGACAGGAUGGCAACUCGAUCGGUGGACCGCAGCUGAAUACUCCUAAAAGGACAUUUUUGGUGGUGUGUGUGGCGCGGUGUGAGGGGAGGUCAUGCCCCUGGUCAAGAGGAACAUAGAGCCCCGGCACCUCUGUCGAGGGGGGCUGCCCGAGGGGAUUGGCAGUGAGCUGGAGUGUGUCACCAACAACACCCUCUCUGCCAUCAUACGCCAGCUCAGCAGUCUAAGUAAACAUGCGGAGGACGUCUUUGGAGAGCUUUUUAGUGAGGCGAACACAUUUUAUGUGCGUGCCAACGGUCUCCAAGACCGCAUCGACCGCUUGGCUGUCAAGGUCAUCCAGCUGGAUUCCACUGUGGAGGAGGUCUCUCUGCAGGACAUCAACAUGCGCAAGGCAUUUAAAAGCUCUACAGUCCAGGACCAGCAGGUGGUGUCCAAGAGCAGCACGUCCAACCCUGUGGAGGACAUGUACAACACCAGCGACAAGCCUCCUUCUCUCAGCAUUCUCUCUGCUUACAGAGAUGACCACACCGAUGGGAUGAAGUUCUACACUGACCCAUCCUACUUCUUUGACCUGUGGAAGGAGAAGAUGCUGCAGGACACGGAGGACAAGAGGAAGGAGAGAAGAAGACAACGCGAGCAGAAGCGAUGUGUUGACGGCACACUUCAGCGCGAGGUGAAGAAGGUUCGUAAAGCCAGAAACCGCCGUCAGGAGUGGAACAUGAUGGCGUUCGACAAAGAGCUCCGCCCAGACCACCGCCACCCUCACUCUCUCCACCGGGGGGCGUCGUCUGAGGGCUCCCUCUCCCCAGAGAGCAGAUAUGGUCAUGACCUGCCAGACUACCCAACUGCUCCAGGCCUUCCACAUUCUGCAUCCAACCAUGCUCUGGCUCACCCCUACCCGCCUGCAGACAUUCACGAGUCUGUAGAGCAUGAGUACCACAGCAUCGGAGUCAGUUACAGAGAAGGGACUCUCAACCGCACACACCACUCCCCACCUCUGCAUCGCUCCACUGAGAGAAUAAAUGGCACUAUGACGCUUCCACCUGCGGACUACAGUAUAAUGGAGUACUAUGCCAGUUCCGGACCACCACCUCCUCCCCCAGCCCCUCUUAUCCCAUCCGCACAGACAGCCUUUGGCUCUCCCAUGGUAUCCCCCACCCCCCUUACUGGACCUAGGACAGGGGCCACAGGCUAUGGUCUCCCACCCCUACCUCCUCCAGGGCCUCGUAUGAUUCCACCUCCCCCAGGUCCCCCUCCACCACCAGUACCCCCUGCCCCACCCCAACUGGCAGGACUUGGUGACAAGAGACAGGACACCCAGCCUCGAAGUGACCUUCUGUCAGCUAUUCGCAUGGGCAUCCAGUUGAAAAAGGUGCAGGAGCAGCAGGAGCAGCAGGCUAAGCGGGAGCCUGUGGGGAACGACGUGGCCACCAUCCUGUCCCGUCGCAUCGCAGUGGAGUACAGCGACUCGGAGGACGACUCCGAACUGGAAGAGAACGACUGGUCCGACUGACCCUGACCCUAAUCCUUUACAGUGACCUCACACCAUGGACACAUCGCUCCUCCAGCCCAGCUAUCCCACAAUGGUGAUGAUGCAGUACAGAUGAAUUAUGGGAGUCAUAUUUUCAGUAUGCAUUAAGUGGGUAUAGGCUGAGAAUCCACUUGCAUUUUAGUCUAAGUCCUGUAGGUGAGUGGACAGGACUUGAAAUGAAGGCAAAUUAGUGUCCUGAUGAACUGAGAUUCAGCUGAAAUCACUCAAAGGUGCACGGACCAAAUAACCAAGUAGUGAAUUUCCCUUUUCCCUACAGAGCUGUCUAAGCUCUCUUUAUCAGACACCAACGUUACCAUUUCAUCUGACAUAGAUCACCAACACUGUAUUCUCAAUGUCACUAACCUCAUUUAUGAUUUGAUCUGGAUUUAGAAACCAUUAGAAAGGCUUGAGGAUCUCUCUGUAGCAUAGACUGGCUCUGAACAGACAUAGCGGGUACGUUCCAGCCCGACUGUGUUUAAAAUGCAACCAGUGACAAUAAUUAUGAAUUGCUUGUCAAUAUUAACAUGUCUCUUCACAUGUAUUCCAGAAAUACAUUUGAUAUGAUAUGCAGAUCAGCAAGCUGACCACUGAGUGGCACUGUGCUCUCGUUUAAUGCUCACUAUUUGAAUGAUUCAUUUUUGAGAUUUGAUAAUAAAAAAUGAAUUCUAGAUUUCUAGCUAUCAACAAACUGCAAACGUUUGCAUCAUGCUGAAAUGUUGAAUGAAGAGUGACAGGGUGACAAUGUGAGUAGAUUACCUUAAAUAGACUUCAAACAAGUCAAGGACUUCAUGCUGCAUGAGGUCUCUAAUAUACUGUAUGGACAGGCUCCCAUUUGACUAGAUGUACUGCUGUGACACCUGUGCAUGAAUUCCAUUCCAUCUUUCGUACAAAUGGAAUAGUGGGAAUAAAUGUUUGUUUGCAGUGAAAAACAAUAGUUGACAAGGGCAAAUGUAGAUAUUUGAUAUGUUUGCAUAAUAGCCCAAUUUCUGUGCUAUUGCAACCCACAAAACCGAUAACUCUGAAUGGAUUCAAAUUCAGUAAGAACAUCAAAGAAUUUAAUAUUUAGUCAAUUCUGAUAUUGAAUAACUGAAUUUGGUAAAAAUUAUGAUGGAAAAAGACAACCAUUGGGUAACCAAUGUUUAUUAUACAAAAACAUUCAUACCUGUAAUUCAACGUUAGCUCUCUGUACUUUUACACAAAAAAGUAAGAGCCUUAUAAACCUGGUGCAUAAUUCAUUAUUUACCAAGUUUAUAUUUUCCCAGACCAGUUCAGAGCAAACCAGACCCUAGAUGGAAUAAAAUUCCCCAGAGCUUCAUCUGUAUCAAAAGUCUCACACAGUUCCCCGAGCGCUGUCUUCAGAGAGGGUGACUCCCAGAAUGCCUCAGCUUGUUUGUGGUUUAAGGGGUGCACACAACCUUGGAAAGAUCAUCAAAUCACUGUUUUACCACUCAGCUUAAUCCCCACAACAAAGAGAAAGAUACAAAAUGGAGAGAAGUGGAGUGUGAGAUUAAGUAGAAAUUUGAUGGAUGCAGAUUGACUGCUCAGUUUCCCAGUGUUGCUAAGGGGAGUGAGGAAUCUUGAUUUCAAAUCUCCCAGGUCGGAGAGUGGCUGGUGAUCGGACGUUCCCUGUUACCUCUGCAGUGGCCAGCCCCUCUAUUAGUGUCCACUGUUGUGGCCAUCUGCCAGAUUACCCAGCAGGUUAUAUUUUUAUAGAGAGCAUCCCAUUCUUAUCCCGCCUGCAAAGGUUUACAUUAAGGUUGAACUCGGGUGCGCUUACAAUAGCAGAUGAAGUAAGCUCUAUCCUUCUAACAGCAGCCCUUCCCAUCUUCUCACUGUUAGAGAGGCUGGGUUUAAAAGGGCUGCUUUACUAUGGCAUGAAAGAGGAUCUCAUGCAAUGCCACUGUCGCCGAUUUCUUUUCAAGCAUCAAUAAGUGAUGCCCAGGAUUUUAAAAAAAUACAUUUAUGUGCCAAGUGUAAUUGUCUAAUUCUAAUAGACAUCAAAAGGCCAACUUUUCUGUGUUACCAUACAGGUGAACUCAUUCCUGGGAAAAAAAACAUUCUCAGCCUAGUAGGAGCGAUGGCGUCCCCCUUUUUCCCUGGUCUAACGGGAUUAGUCGUGCCAGUGCUCCCCCGGCUGUCACGCUACUGUCUACUUCCCAUCUCUCCCCCGGGCCUCUAAAGUGAUUAACCCAGCCCCUGUGGUCCGCACGGUUCUGGAGGGUAAUUAAGGGGGAGGGGGGCACCUCCCUGGCAUGUCCCUCCCCAGGCCUUACUCGCUCUCUUCGGCACCUUUGUAAGAUGGGAUGGGCUGGGGUUUAUGAAAGUGAGAAGUACCAGUGACUGAAAGAGAACUUUCUGAAAGUGUGUAGAAUUCAUGAAUGAUUCAAUUAAUUUUAGUAUCCAUUUAAUGUGAUACAGGUCCACAUUUAGAUGUAUCAUGUAAUCCUUACCCAGCUCAGAGCUUGUGAUAACACAUUGUGGGAACUGAGUCCUCAUUUAAAAAUUAGCAUGCAUUUGGUCCAUGCUUAGUCUACGUGAUCUUUCCUCUCAUAUCUAUCAAGCCGAUUAUCAAAUCUCAGUAAAAGCUUAUAAAUACUUGACAAUGGCAUGCAGAUUAUCAUACCAUUGGAUGUGUUGACCACUGAAAAUCUGUUCAAACCAUUUGCAUCCUGACAUGUCUUUUAAAAAGAGCAGUACUGAAUAUUCAUCACAGGCUUAAUUAAGGGAAAGUAAUAAUGAUUGAGUCUGCCCAUCAUCUUGUCAGACCUCAGCGUUAUGUGGAUGCGCCUGUUUAACACAUGUCACGCUCAUGUUUGACUUGUCUGUCACAAGUUUUCCAUCAUGGCAUCUGUUCCUUAAUGAUCGGUGGGGAACUAGGUCUCCCAAACCACAUGGCCUUUACCACCCCACUGAAUAAAAAGCUUAUCUGAUGAAUAAAACGCCU